AUGUCGCGCCUAUUCCGAAUCGCCAUCGAUGGCCCUGCUGCAUCCGGCAAAAGUACAACAGCCAAACUACUUGCAAAGAAGCUCGGUUUCGGUUAUAUCGACUCUGGUGCAAUGUAUCGUGCAGUCACGCUCAAAUGCCUUGAUCAAGGGGUGAAUGUCAACCAUGCUUCCGAGGUAGAACAAGUGGCAAAGUCGGCCAAGAUUCGGUUUCCUGCUCUUGGAAAGGUGGAGCUUGACGACAAGGAUGUCAGCGAUGCUAUUCGGGAAUCGAGAAUUGUACAAAGUAUCAGCCCUAUUGCAUCCAACAAGAAUGUACGAGAGACGCUUGCCGAGCAACAACGGUCGCUUGCAAGAGGUGAUGUGGAUCAAGGAUGGCCUGGGUUUUCAUGGAAUGACAAGCAAAUUCAUGGUGUUGUGAUGGAUGGCAGAGAUAUCGGCACCGUCAUUUUACCCGAUGCUGAACUCAAGGUCUUUAUCAUUGCGGAUCCAAAAGUACGAGCACAACGUCGCUACGAUGAAUUGGCUGGUAAAAAUGCAUUGGCGUCGGGUGAAACGGUUGAAAGUAUUGCAAAGGAUCUGGCAGAGCGUGAUGAAGCUGAUCGUACUCGCAAAGUGUCUCCUUUGAAGAAAGCGGAUGAUGCAGAGGAAUUGGAUACCAGUCAUAAGACAAUUGAUGAACAAGUGGUUGAUAUUGAGAAUAUGGUGCAUAAACGUUUGAAUCACAUGUAG
Lichtheimia ornata is the source of this 729-nucleotide messenger RNA. Its product is annotated as cytidylate kinase. The record is from RefSeq and is a predicted model, not a curated record. The transcript is spliced from 3 exons. Gene Ontology annotation, molecular function: ATP binding. Gene Ontology annotation, biological process: nucleobase-containing compound metabolic process. Lineage: Eukaryota; Fungi; Mucoromycota; Mucoromycetes; Mucorales; Lichtheimiaceae. Bases 1 to 729 code for a protein of 242 amino acids.